Molecule: messenger RNA, 831 nt
Organism: Gracilinanus agilis (Agile Gracile Mouse Opossum)
Lineage: Eukaryota; Metazoa; Chordata; Mammalia; Didelphimorphia; Didelphidae
Product: transmembrane protein 202-like
Exons: 5
Coding region: 1-831 (276 amino acids)
Cellular component (GO): plasma membrane
Source: RefSeq, a predicted model, not a curated record
AUGGAGGGCCCUCAGCUAGCUGGAGUAGAGCCAAGGACAACCAAGGUCCUGACUUUCCAUAAUCCUCCCACUCAAAAGAUUAAAGGAGACCGCUCAUACCGGAGGCCAAUCCUACCAACCCAAACACAAAAGUUUGCCGCGUUGUCAACAUGGCAGCAGGAGAAUUUCUUGAAUCAGACCCACAUUUAUAUACGCACAUUCUGUGGUGGAUUGACUGGUUUCACUUUCAUCCUGCUCCUCUGCAUCUCCCCAAUGCCCUGGGUACAGUUCCUGUUGGCAGAGGACGCCAGUGAGCUCCAGGCGGGACUCUGGACCUUGUGUAAACAUAAACUCUGCUGGAGCAACGUCCCCUAUCGACCCUACUACCUCCAGAUCUCCAGGAGCUUCUUUCUCCUCUUUGCCCUCAUUGCCUUCAUUGGCGUCGCCUGGGUCAUCAACUCCUGCCGGUCCAGGAAAGAGCUCCCUGCUCAGCUGGAUCUGAGACUAGCCACCCUCUCUUUGACUUCAGGAGUCAGCCUGUUCAUAUGCCUUGUGCUUUUUCUGAUGCAAGUCAAAAAGUACACUAGCCCCACCAUGGAGUCAUCCUUCCUGUGGGCCUUCCACUUCAACUGGUGGGGUAGCUUCUUCUUCAUGGUGGCUGGGCUUAUCUUCUACUUCAACUACAAAACCUUUGGGCGAUUGCCCUGUGAUGAUGAGGAUUUAAGUGAAAUUCCCUUAGCAAAGAGAAGAUUGGGGAUCAAUCCAAAGAUGUGGCCAUCACCAGCAGCAACAGAAGAGCCAGAAUCACAGAUGGUUAUAGAUCCAGCAUUGGAUACAGAGACCAUAUACUAG